Molecule: messenger RNA, 1323 nt
Organism: Scheffersomyces coipomensis
Lineage: Eukaryota; Fungi; Ascomycota; Pichiomycetes; Serinales; Debaryomycetaceae
Exons: 1
Coding region: 1-1323 (440 amino acids)
Source: RefSeq, a predicted model, not a curated record
AUGGAUUUGAAUCAACAAUCAAUUGAUAAUUGUAUCAAAUCUGAAAACAUUGAUGAUUUGUUUAACUUACCGCCUUCAACUCCUUUGAUUCCAACUUCACUUGAUGAUUUACCUGAUGAUCUAUUAGAACGAAUCAUAUAUAUUAAUUAUCGUCAAUCAGGAAAUUCAGUUAGUUCAAUCCUUCCUAUCCUAUACACCAAUAAGAGGAUGUAUAAUAGUUUCCAUUUCCUAGUUUAUAAAUUAACUAUUCCCUUGGUUUUAAGUAAUGAAAUUAUCAAUAAAGGUGGAUGGUUUAAUCCAUUCAUCCCAUCAAGGAAAAGAAAGAAGGAAAAGGUAAAUAAACUUCAUUAUGAUGAAUUGGAAUCGCUUCAAAUGAAUCCGUUUGAUUGUGCAAGUAUCAAACAUUUAGUGAUUGAAUAUAAUUAUCGACAAUCAUUUUCCCAAAGUUUUUAUGAUCUGACAAAAUCAUCACGAGUUUUUGAUCAAUUAUUAAAUCUGAUGUUACUGAAAUUAAUCUAUUUGAAUUCAAUUGAAUUAGAUAUCACUGAUAUUUAUGGAUUAAGGAUUUUAAAUUAUAUUCAAGAAAAUUGUUCAUCACUUGAUCAUUUAUAUUUAACUAUUCAUGAUUAUAAAUAUUCUAAAUUUAAUAAAGUUGAACUUUAUAAAGAUCUUAUCACUAGUUAUAAUCAAAUUGUCAAUAAUAAUAAAGAUAAAAAGUCUUUUAAAUUAAAAACUUUUUCAUUAAGAUCACCUAAUGGUCCCAUAUUAAGUUCAACUGUUCAUACUUCUUUAUUAAUAGCAGGAGGAUUUGAAAUGACUCCUCAAUUAAUUAAUCAAUAUUAUAAAUCUCCAUUGGUUAGAAGUUUUGAAGGUUUCUUAAAUAAUCAUUCAAAAGCAGGAUUAGUAUCAUUAGGAAAGUAUCUUUAUCAAUUCAUUGAUGCCAAUAGAAAUCAUUUAACUAAAUUAGAAUUGUUAGGGUUUGAUUUAUAUAUACUAUUUAGUUCAAUUCUUGAACCAGAUGGAUUAAAUUCAUUACCAGCUUUUUCAUUCCCCAAUUUAAAAUUGAUUCAUGUUAAUGAUGCUUCAUAUCUUAGAAUAAGUCAUUGGUUAUUUAAAUUUAAUCUGAAAUUUCCUAUGGCUAUACUUUAUCAUAGUCAUUUUUCAGGUAAAUUAUCCAUUAUUCAUCUUCAACCUUUACAUCCUAUUGAUAAGACUAGAACUUGUGCAAUUUGGCAGACUAAUGAACAAGUGUCUUAUUCUAUUAAAGGAACUACUAGAAGAUAUUUAGCUCAAGUGGAACCCAUUAAUCCAUUAGUUACUUAG